CUCAUUGUCAGUCAAACACCAACGUCCUGGCACUUUCCUUACCAUUUUUUAUAGUCACGUUUCCAUAACUAAAGCGUUUUAAAUUAUAUACCGGCAAGCAAAAGCGCAUUAUAGCAGUUAUUACUUGAUAUUGAUAUCAUUGUUCAAUAUAAAGAAUAAUAAUGUUCAAUACAGUUCGAUGUAGCGAAUGUGAGUGCAAUGAGUGUGAUGUGCGGCGUGAUGAGUGUACUGAGUGUACACAUCGCGUGAAAAGGACACGUGCCCAAAAAUGUGUGCUCGCAUUAGCACGGAAUCUGAGACUCAUCCUCCUUAUUGGCGGAAUAUGUUGCGGAGUUGGAUUGGCUUUCGGGUUGCGGUCCCUGGGUAUUCACGAAAGCCCCCGCAAAGUCUCGUACGUGCUGUUUCCCGGCGAGCUCUUCCUGAGCAUGCUGAAAUGUGUCAUUAUCCCUCUGAUGAUCUCGUCCAUCAUCAGCGGCAUGUCCAACAUACAGUGCACCGUCAGUGGCCAGAUCGGACUGCGCUCUGUCCUCUUCUACUUGGUUACUGUCUUUCUGGCUGUAUGUGUCGGCAUCGGCCUGGUGACGUUCAUAAGACCCGGUCAUUUCAACAUCGGAGGCGGGGAAAACGCUACACUGGCCCAAAAACCGGCGCCUGGAACGGGACGGGUCACCAUGACCGCCGAUACGAUUAUGGAUUUGGUCAGGAAUAUGUUCCCGCCUAACAUCAUACAAGCUUGUGUCGCACAGUACCAGACGCAACUUCACCCACCGCCCAAUAAAGUAGUCGCUGUCGUCAGUAAUGUCACCAGCACAAGCGCCACCACAACCAGCACUACGGUAUCGACAACCUCCACUUUUAUCAUUAUGUUGAACGACAGCAACGCUACAAACGGGAACUCCACCCACCACUUUGUUAUCCAAGAUUACAGCGACUGGAUAAUAUCAAGAAAGGCCGUAGAUGGGACCAAUAUCCUGGGCAUUGUUGUCUUCAGUUUGGUUUGCGGGGUCGCUAUAACUCGAAUGGAGUUAGACGGGAAAGCUUUUGCAGACUUCUUCCGUUCGUUGAACAAAGUGAUCAUGCGUAUUGUCGACUGGAUUAUGUGGUUGGCUCCUAUUGGGAUUUGUUUUCUGGUAGCUGGACAGUUGCUAAAAGUCAAAAACUUUUCUGUCGUGUUUGCGCAGUUGGGGAUGUACAUGGUGACUGUAGUGUCUGGAUUAAGUAUUCACGCAUUCCUUGUAUUACCUCUGAUCUGCUUUGUGAUAACGCGUAAAAAUCCUUAUCGAAUCAUACAUGGAGGAUCGCGAGCAUACGCCACCGGCUUCGGUACGGCUUCCAGCGCGGUUACCUUACCUGUAACAAUAAAGUGUUGCGAGGGAAAUAACAACGUUGAUCCCAGAAUAUGCCGAUUCACGUUACCAAUCGCUACUGCAAUAAACUUGGACGGUACAGCAUUAUACGAAGCAGUGGCAGCCAUUUUCAUUGCGCAAACCGAAAACAUCACAAUGGACUUUGGAAAAAUUGUUGCUGUUAGUGUUACGGCUACUGCCGCGGCAGUGGGUGCACAAGGGAUUCCUGAGGCGGGUCUUGUCACAUUGGUUAUGGUACUGGAUGCAGUUGGGCUUCCGGCUGAGUUUAUUUUGACGAUUCUGGCCGUCGACUGGUUGCUGGACCGCUUUCGCACGGUUGUCAAUAUUCUGGGUGACGUGAUUGCCGCCAGCGUUAUUGAGCACCUAUGCAAGGAUAUUUUGACAACAAUGGAUGAUGAUGAUGAAGCCGACGAGCGUCAUCGAAGGGUACAACACACCGUGUCUACUCCCGAGGAAAACUUGGGAAAUAUAAACCAGGUAUACGGGAUGAGUGGUGCCGACACGCCUUCGAUAUCGGUUUCGCCACCGAUUCCGGGCAGUUUAACGCAGGACGAGCGUAACUUGGAGUUGCAGAUGUUCCGCGAAUGAUGGAAACAAGAACUUGGCGCAAAGACAACCGUACCCGCUGGCCCAACAACCAGAGGAUAUACGCUCGAAAGACACUAUCAGUAUCAGGGAUUGUUAUACGUAUCUAUUUUUUAUUGGGAUUGCUACGGUGGAAGGCUUGGCUGUUGUUUGGGCUUUACGAUAAACCGAAAAAGUUC
This is a messenger RNA of Paramacrobiotus metropolitanus, 2131 nucleotides long. RefSeq names its product excitatory amino acid transporter 3-like. Lineage: Eukaryota; Metazoa; Tardigrada; Eutardigrada; Parachela; Macrobiotidae. Bases 162 to 1955 code for a protein of 597 amino acids. The record is from RefSeq and is a predicted model, not a curated record. The transcript is spliced from 13 exons. Gene Ontology annotation, molecular function: L-glutamate transmembrane transporter activity; neutral L-amino acid transmembrane transporter activity; glutamate:sodium symporter activity. Gene Ontology annotation, biological process: L-glutamate transmembrane transport. Gene Ontology annotation, cellular component: plasma membrane.